Hippopotamus amphibius kiboko is the source of this 5496-nucleotide messenger RNA. It is a transcript of the gene ABHD15, whose product is annotated as abhydrolase domain containing 15. Lineage: Eukaryota; Metazoa; Chordata; Mammalia; Artiodactyla; Hippopotamidae. Gene Ontology annotation, molecular function: monoacylglycerol lipase activity; short-chain carboxylesterase activity. The transcript has 2 exons. The coding region runs from base 173 to 1576 and encodes 467 amino acids. The record is from RefSeq and is a predicted model, not a curated record.
CCCGAACUGGCUGCCUCCGCGGGGCCGCGGCCAAUCCGGAGCGCACCCCCUCCCUCCCCGCGGGAGGGCCCUGGGCAGCCGCCGCGGCCGGGCGGAGCCGCGGGCAGAGCGGGGAGCUCGCCGAGGGGACGUCCCCGCCGCUGCCGCCCGCCGGGGGCUCUCCGGCCUCGCCAUGCCGCCGUGGGGCGCCGCCCUCGCCCUGCUCCUGGCCGCGCUCGCCCUGCUUGGCCUGCUCGCCCCGCGGCUGCGGCGCCCCGGGAGGCGCGCCGUCGGAGCGGGGACCCCGAUGGGGGCGAGGUACGCAGACGAGGAGGAGGUGGACGGCGCAGGCCCCGCGGACCCGUUGAGCGACGGGCGUGAGCCGCUGCCCGGCGGGUGCAGGCUCAUCUGUAAGCCGUCGGCGCUGGCCCAGUGCCUGCUGCGCGCCUUGCGACGCUCGGCAGCGCUGGAGCCGGGCCCGCUCUCCUGGCUCUCCGGGCCCCACCUGCAGACCCUCUGCCACUUCGUGCUGCCGGUGGGGCCGGGGUCCGAGCUGGCCCGGGAGUACCUGCAGUUGGCGGACGACGGGCUGGUGGCCCUGGACUGGGUCGUGGGACCUUGCGCCCGGGGCCGCAGGGUCACCAAUGCCUGGGGCCUCCCGGCGGUGCUGCUGGUGGUACCCAAUGCCUGGGGGCGCCUCACCCGCAACGUGCUCGGCCUCUGCCUGCUGGCCCUAGAGCGCGGCUACUACCCGGUCAUCUUCCACCGUCGCGGCCACCACGGCUGCCCACUGGUCAGCCCCCGGCUGCAGCCUUUCGGGGACCCGUCCGACCUCAAAGAGGCCAUCACUUACAUCCGCUUCCGACACCCCGCGGCCCCGCUGUUCGCGGUGAGCGAGGGCUCGGGCUCGGCGCUGCUGCUGUCCUACCUGGGCGAGUGUGGCUCCUCCAGCUACGUGACCGGUGCCGCCUGCAUCUCGCCGGUGCUACGCUGCCGAGAGUGGUUUGAGGCCGGCCUGCCCUGGCCCUACGAGCGGGGCUUUCUGCUCCACCAGAAGAUCGCCCUCAGUAGGUACGCCACGGCCCUGGAGGACACAGUGGACACUGGAAAACUGUUCAGGAGCCGCUCCCUGCGAGAGUUUGAGGAGACCCUCUUCUGCCACACCAAGAGCUUCCCCAUCAGCUGGGACACCUACUGGGACCACAACGACCCCCUCCGGGAUGUGGACGAGGCAGCCGUACCUGUGCUGUGCAUCUGUAGUGCCGACGAUCCCGUGUGUGGGCCCCCAAACCACUUUCUGCCAACUGAACUCUUUCACAGCAACCCCUACUUCUUCCUCCUGCUCAGCCGCCACGGAGGCCACUGUGGCUUCCUGCGCCAGGAGCCCUUGCCAGCCUGGAGCCACGAGGUCAUCUUGGAGUAUUUCCGGGCCUUGACUGAGUUCUUCCGAAUGGAAGAGAGGAUGAAAGGGCUGAGCAGGCGCCGAGCUUCGUUUCUAGGGGGCCGGCGUCGUUGGGGAACCCUGCCAAAGCGAGAGGUCUCUCCCUCUUCCAAUCUGGAGGAGAUCUUUAGCUGGAAGAGAUCAUAUACAAGGUGAGACCUGACCCAAGAACCCCCCCAACCCAGCAAGGAAGAACACAGCUGGGCAUGGCUGAGUCCUAAAAAGGCGGCAAGGACUGAAUGGAGCAGGCAGCUCUAGCUCUCUGCCCCAGAUUCAGCCCCUUCCCUCUUAAACUGCUCUGUGGAAAGAGAUGAACUUCCAGCAAGCUGGCAUUCACUUGCCCAUGAGCAGAACUCCUGCCCAGGCCCUGCUCUACACAUGCCAACUCAUCCUGGUUCAGCAGUGAGACAUUUCCCAUCACUGUCCCCUGUCACCGACUUCACAAGCCAAAGGAUAGCACCAUUUAAGUCCCUGGACUCAAGAGAAAAUGCUCACUCCCUGGCAAUGAUACAGAGAAGAUGAGUUUUUGUGAGCAACUGGGCAGGUCUGUACCACAUAAAUAAUCAGCUCUGCGACCCUGGUUCUCAAGCUGGAGCCACUUGAUGUAGUGGGGACAGGAUGUUUGUGUCUCAGUCCCACUUCCCUCCGUUUUUUCUGCGGCUGUGGCGCUCUGCUGACUUCAUGUGGUGGCAGAUGUGGAAGUGGCUCACAGAGCUGUGUGGCUGCGUCAGGGUUGUAUGAGUGUGAGAAAGGCCAGAGGCAGUAAAAUGUGCUAUGUUGAGACAGGGCUGGGGAGGGCAACAAAGUAGAGAGCGUGAACGCCUGCGUCUGGAAUACCAAAGUCCAGUCUUCUUCAGAUGAGUUCUGCAAGUCCUGACUGGGAGUGGGGCUGACCUGUGGCUUUAUCCUAGGACCUCAAGACUCACAGGAGAGAUCCCAAGGUUGAUUUAGGAAUAGGAAAUCCUCACAGGGUCUGCUUGACCAUGGCUCAAGGAGCCAGGCUCUCAGACAUUCUAGCUGCGCCCUCCAGUACCAUUUCGGGGGAUUACUCCAGAGAGUUCUAGCGAGAGGUGUUUUUGUGGGCUUUCUCUAAGUGGUAAAAGUAUAAACCUCAUAUCUUAGGUGUUUUUUGGGUCAGUUGCCCUCCUUUCUGACACUACUACUAGCCUUUCCCUCUCCAGACCCUGCAGAGACAUCUGGGACCAGAGAAAACAAACAAAAGUUCUGAGAGAUUGGCUAGAGCUGACUCAUUGAUUUAUGAAUGUUUCACAUUACCAUGCUUUUUCUGCUCAAUUAUUCAAAAGGCCAUCCAUGUAGAUGCAGAAAAAGCUUCCUCCUGGAUCUGACCACUCAGUGGCUGAUAGGCUCUUUGGUUUUAUGAGGACUAAUGCUGAAGAUCAGAGUAAAAUAAGGCAUUGCACAGAUUGGCCCACAAAACUUGGUUUGGAUUAGGCCAUUAAGCAAUACAAUAGGACUCCAGUUCCCCCCAGAAAAGCUUUGUCCUGAAGUUUUAAUUUGUCAUCAAGAAAGAAGGAACCUGUUUUGACAGGAAGCUCCAUCCUGGCCUCACAAAUAGCAAAGCAAUUUUAAGAAGGAGAGAUGUUUACCAAAAGCCAUGUCCUAAUACUUGGUAUGAGGAAUUCCUGGGGCUAUGAUUUUAGCUUUGGAUAAUCUUAGCCCAUCCUUGUUCUUCUAGAUCAAAUAAGUAGAAACUCUGAACUAUCCAAGAAUCUAAACUGAAAUGCAGAUUACACUCAAUUGUCUAAGGUUCAUUAUCCUGUCAUGAAAAAAUUCCCUCCCUCCUUCCCCACUUCUUGUUCCUCUUCCUCCAUGUUCCUCACCUAACAUUCUCUCACCAUUUCUGAGCAGGAGAGAUAAAAGGAAGUGAACCCUAAAGAAGCCAUUCUAUUUCUGGUUAACGCCUUUGUAUAAGGCUUGGCAAAGAAGAAUUACUGACAUCUGGCCAGCCCCCUCCCCCAGCAUCUGGUACAGUGGGGAUUUCAGUUUAUUAGGUCUUGCAAUCCCAUAUGCAGGACUGUAUGAUCAUUCAGAACUUACUGCAAAAUGGGGAGCAAUCCAGUGGUUUUUAACCACCCCCACUCUCACCCCCAGGAUUAAAGGGCCCCUAAGAGCUAAAAUCGGGAUUGUUUCUCUAGGCCACAUACCUAGGGACUCUGGUUCUUUAAGAUAAUAGCUUUUGGAGAAAUCAUGGUUCCUUUUUUACAGGAAAACCAGCUUGUGGGGUGGGGUGGGGUGGGGGAGGGUGUGUGUGUGUGUGUGUGUGUGUGUGUGUGUGUGUGUACAUUCUUUUCCAGUUAUAGUCUUUAAGCUCUGUGAAUAGCAGAACAGUCCUAGUCCCUUGGAUCCCCUUGGAUCCACAGCCCUAAUGACCUAAACGCUAAAGUAUUUCUCCUCCAUGCCCCUUGUGCCAGAUGUACUCAUAGCCAUUCUCAGGAAGCUACCUCUCUCUCAUCUUCUCAUCACCAUUUGGUGACAUCACUGCUUUUCAACCCAUUUUUGCCAAAAAAGUAUAGUUCCUGUUCAAGCAGGUUUGGGUGACCCCGUCCUUCAGUCUAACAAUGGAGGAAUCACCCAAAUUGGCUCCGCUUUGGUUAAUAGCUAAUUAUAUGAAACCAGAUGGAGGAACCCCAGACACACAUUCUGAGAGAAUGCAUGGCCCUUGAACAAACUGACAAGUUAUGAGUCUGGGCAAGCAAGAAACAAACAACAAAAACAAAACCCAAAGAAGUACCACUGAGUUGGGAGUUUUCCAGGUAGCAAGUCUUCAGCAAUCCUCUCAGAUCUCACUCGCUUGCCUCCCUUUUGGUCUCUUCAUUACCUAUCCAACACCUUCAAAUGGUAAAGGGGGUGGGGGUGGGCGGAAUACAACCCAAUGACAAUAAAGGAGACAUUAUGUCAGAACUGAGUUCUCUGUCUCUACCCACUGGAUCAGAAUGCAGGAAGCAGACAAUUGCUUCUCAAGGUUUCUUUGAGUUCUACUAAGUUCUGACCUCUGAUACCAAAGACUGUGCUAAGGUAUAACUUAAUUCUCUUAAAUAUUUAGUAUUUUAUGUAUGUAUACAUAAGUUUCCAAGGUGGCUUGGUCAGAGACAACAAUAUGAAAAAACAGCACCAAAUCCUCAUUUUGACAAGAUUCUGUUUUGAGUAAAGAUAUACUUGCUAAGACUUGAGUAUUGUUAGAAAAGAGGUCUUGACACAGGAAGUGUCAUCUUAGCUUUACAUAUAACCUCAAAACCACCCCAGAGUCAGAAGGACAUCUGUACUCAUCUUCCACCCUGACCACAGGACCCUCUGUCAGUCACCCUUAGUAAUGCCAAGGUUUCUUCCUUUAGAAAUGAACUUUAGUAAAAGUUACCUCCCUGCUUAAACAAGCAGAUAUACUUGGCCACUUUGGCAGAACUUGCCAAUGAUAUCAAUGAUUCAAUAAUACCAAUGAUUCUAUAGCCAAGCCACAAAGGAUGGCAUCAGAAAUUCACUGGUUAUCAAAAUUUGCAGAGUUAAGAUUAAGAAGUUAUACCUAGGGAGCAUCCGAGUGCCCAGAGAUGGCAUGAAUGCCUUAGGAAGCAGGAAGUCCCACAUCAUUGGUGGAAUAUACAAGCUAAACUGCCACUUGGCAGACAUCAUGGAGGGGACAUGGGCUGAGAAAUAUGGGUGGCCUACAUUAUAUAUAAGGUCUCUUCUCAUCUGAGAGUCAGUGACUGGAAAUAAUGCUGACGAGCUCAGUGGGUUUUAAAGACUUCUGGUUGGUUUAUGGGCUUGAGGAUCAGAUCACAGACCUGAUCCAAAUUCUAGGAGAUGGGAGAUGACGUAAAUAUUUUAAUGAAAAUAAUCCUACCAAAGUGACCAGAGGAUGUUUCAAGACAUCCAAUAAUUAUGCUCUGAAGUAUCCAGGAAGAGCUAAAAGUUUAGAGGAAAAGUAGAAUUUCAUUAAAACAAACCAUAAGAUAUUAACACUUAAAAUGUCUCUAGCUCCUCCACCCUUCCUGUGUAAUAAGGUAAUAUUUUGCUCUAGUGUCUAUCACCAGUGUGACUGAACAAAAAAUUCUCUCCAACUU